GCUGCUCUGUGAUAGCAAAACCAAUAAAUGAGACUGUCAGGUGGAGAAAUACAAAUUUCUACAAUACACUGUAGUUUCCUUCAGAACUGACACUUCUGGAUUUUCAUUACUGGCCCAGAAGUGUUUAGUCUUGAUGAGGAUGAAGACAAACCACAGCAAAAAAAAUCCUGAGUGGAUGAUGGGAGUCACAGGCUGUGAAAAUUCCAUCCUUGGAGAUGUUCUCAGCUCAGCUGGAUGUAGGACCCAGCACAACAGGGCCUAAAUUUGGCAUUGGACCUGAAUUUGAACUUGGCCCUGCUUUGAGCAGAGCAUUAGACCAGAUGAUAUCAAGAGGUACCUUCCCACAGAAAGGGUUUAAGAAGGCUAAGAUUGUUUAGAGGAAAAAUAAAGGGUUUGUACAUAUAAAUAUAUAUAUAUAUAUAUACACACUUCUUAUAUCUCAUCAUACACUUGUACUCAGGUCAAAAUCCCUGUGUAAGUCGGAGCUCUCCAUGGCAGGUUUUAAAUUGACAACUGUAGUGGGUGGAUUUGGGGAAGAGGCUUUAUAUUCCAAAUAACAAAUAGAACCAAUUUCUGCCUUAAAUACAGCACCAAUAUGACUUCACAGAGCAACUUUAGAUGCUAAUCUGAUGUAGAAUAACCCAACCAUCUACACAUACACACAAUUUUUAAGGCAACAACUGAUUUUCCUUCCUCCUCUCCUGCUUUAAGCUGCACUACAACUGCAAACUUUAUAGGAUAGAAUUAUUCUGGAGGCAUUAGUAGUAAAAUCAAGCCGUCCAUGAGAUAUGUGGGCAGGUAAAUGCCAGAGGUAGUUAAGCUUAAAAAUAAAGCAAACUGAAGAAACACCGUUGUUAUACAGAUUUAAAAGAAAGUGCAUAAAAGAAAGUAGUACUUAAAAAACAGAGUUGGGCAGAAGAAAAGAAGCUGAGGAGCUGGUAUAUAUCAGCACUGCCAUUCAGGUCUGCACCUAAGUAAAUAACUACUGUAUUCCUCAUCUCACGCUCUCAGCUGCACCUCCCUGCUCUAAUCAAUGCUUUUAAAAAGAUUUUACAGAAAUUACUGUUGUCCAUUUAAUAUGGGUGACCAUCCAAUAAUUUAACAAAGAAAGGCUUUGAACUACAAAUGAGUGGUGGGACUGAGAUGCUGCCAUGUGCACUGCAGGGAUUGUUUCCAUCAGUCCUGUUGCCUCAAAAUGAAAGACUUGGGAAACAAAUAUUUCUAUUCCUUUCCAAAUAGAAUGACCAAUAGAUUGUUUUCCUGCUUGGAGCUUCUAAAUCUCUCUUUGUAUGUAUGGACUUUUUCUAUCUGAGGAGCUUUGUCUGGUUUCCUUUCCGGGUCACACAUCACCACUGCUUUCAAAGCCUCUCUUCGCAUACACAAAGCUCAUGCUCCUACCACGUCCCCUCUGUUUUCUGCAGCAUCAGAUGGUGCGAGUCUUCUGUUUUGGGUGGCAACUUGUGUUGUUUCUAGCGGAUGUAAUUUAUAAAGAAGGUGUGGAAUUGCUCCUUCUCUUCUGCUUGAAGAGUGCUCCGUCCUUCUGCUGGACAUAACCAGCUAUGGAACUUCUGCACUGUGUACAACACUGCCUUGGUGACAGCCAUUAAAUUCUUCCAGUGGAGCUUUUCUCUUUCUCACUUCCUUUUCUUUACACACAAAUUAAAAAAAUCCUGAAGAACAUUUGUUUAAAACUGUUCCAGACUCUCAAAUGUGUCUCUAAACACAAAUGUAAACUUUUCCCAGAGAGCUUUUAACGUGCCACCGCUGGUACAACAUUCUGGUAUUGCCACAUCUUGUAAAAUUCCAUCUAGAAUUGCACAGUUUCGUCAGGACUGGCUGAUUUCUGCUUUAAUUUUCACUUACCUCCAAAUCUAUGUAAAAUAGUGCAAGUUAGUGCCGUCAGCCUGGUGGAAUUUGCAGUGAGUAGCUGAAGUGAUGAAGCCGCUGGCAGCUUGCAGCAUGACUGGCUUUUUGAGAGUGAAGGAAGCCUGCUUGUAUUCCCACAAAGAAAUCCAAGUUCCCUACUUUUGAAGCACUCAGUCCCUUUAAUUACAAUUUCUGCAAAGGAAGUGUUUUACCUGUGUCUAGAACCAACCAGCAGAGGUUGCCAUUGAUUUUUCCUGUUACCUACUCAGCAGAGCCUGGAUUUCUUGUACCAGAGCUGAAAUAUUUGGCUGCCACGAGGGCUUGUUGUCAGAGUUGGGCGCUCUAGGCACACACAGCGGGCACCAGCUGGGGCUGACCUGGGAACAAGGUGACUCAGUGGUCGCUGUGACAUCUGGGAGCUUUAGUAGUUCCCAGUCCUCAAAUCUGUAUGGAGCAGGAUGCAGGAUGCACUGAGCAUCCUGUGGUCCACUUUAUGUCACGCUUUACCUUUGCUUAGCUGAUGUGCCCUUGUGCCUUUGGGGCUUUCUAAUGUCCAUUUUAAGGUGUUCUGGCCCUUUAUGUCCCUGGUGCCAACGAGCCAGCCCGGGGAGGGGGUGGAGAAGUCCGGGUUCCUGCCAUGCCUGUGCUCACCGUUGUUGUUCUCCUCCUCCCUCACAAGAGUGAAAAGAGGAGGAAUAAAAAUUGCUCCCUGUUAUUCUGCCCAUGGUAUGGGUAGCUCGGGCUUAACGCUGUGCUCGGGGGCUAAAUUUAGUCAUUAAGUCUAUUGUUUCAGCCAUUUGCCAUUCUGAGGUAUCAGAGCAAGUUUAAUAUUUAUUAAAUCCUCCGAUGGAAGACUUUGGAGUGAUCACACACCCUUACUGCAAACCACUCUUACAUUGCUGCAGUUUGUGCUGCCUCACAUUGCUACAGACUUGUCAUUCAGCCUUGAAUAUUCGCUCCAGGCAGUACUCGAAAUACAAGAUGUUAACCCAGGAGCAGCUUAUUAAAAUUUUGCCUGUGGUUUGCCUGGGAACUGAAAGGAUUUAAAUCAUUGUAGUUUCUAAUGACUUAGUUGGUUAAAGCCUCCAGUACCAUCCCUGACACAUCUUUUGCUGAUCGAUAGCCCAAAAUGCUGUUCUGUGGUUGGUAUUUUGGUACCUUAAGCUGCUGUUUCAGUGUCUAAGGAUGCACGGCGUGGCUGUGUGAGGUAACUUUGAUGGUUGUACUUCUGUGACUGGGUUUAUUUUUGGAAAGCACGAAGUAAACAAAAGUUGAGUCCUUAAUCAGGGAAUAGCAGCAUCCGUUUGCAGGAGUAGAGAGCUCAGUUAAUUGGGUUAAGUUUGGAAAGUAAUGUGCUACUCACAAGUAUUUGUAUUUAAACUGAUGUUGAAGCAAUUAGAGAUUGGUACGGUAUUGAAACCAGGAGCAGAUGAGUUUUAUAAUCUAUAUAUUGAGGAUGGAAGUAAUUAAUUAGGGGAAGUAAUUAAAAAGGGGGGAGGGGCUGUAACUGUCUUUUAAGCAAGACUAGAAAAUUUGUGUCUAACCAGGGCAGGUAUUUCGCCAAGCAAAAUUGUAACACCUUUGCCGAGGUAUUAAACCUCCGCAGGUGACGCCUGAAAAGUGCACCCCGUGGCUCCCGGAGCGGAGCCCCUCGGCUGCCCCGGCUCGGUGCGGCGGGCUCCGCUCCGCUCCCUCCUCCCCGCCGCCCUUCCCGGUGCCAGCGGCGGCGCCAUUGGAUGUACCGGGAGCAGGGGAGCGGCAGGCACCGCUCCAGCGCCGGCGGGCUGCGGCGGCGGGAGAAGGAGGAGGAGGAGCAGGAACAGGAGCCGGGAGCGGGCUCAGGUGCAGGCACCGCUCGCACGGGGGAAGCAGCGCCAACCGCUCCAGCCGCACCGCGCUGACAGAACUCCCCGGCAGAGGAUGCGUGUAGACAAAGGGAGUGAAUAGCCGGAAAUAUUCUGGGAUGUUAUAAAACCUAAAAGGACUUUACAGCGUGGUGAUACAAAACAGGAAAUGAACUCCAAAAAGAACGCUUUCUCUCAAAGUACUGCGACAGAAUUGAACACUGAGCUCUUCUGGUGUCUGAAAUUCCUCCCGGAGACACGGCAAGGACUAUUAAAAUCAUCCGAGAGAUCCCGGUACUUUUAAAGGGACUUAAAACAAAUGCCAGCGUAAUAUCUGAAUGACCUUGGAGAUUAUUUCAUGUGGAUUCAUUAAUUUUCACUGCCAGUCUUCUAGUCUCAGGAACUCUAGGAUUAAAGAUGUUUUUAACGUUUUAGGGGCCUUUCAAAAAACAAGAUUGUAUACAUUUAAGUACCUGCCUAAUGGUUCCUGAACUAAUCAAGCAUUUACUUAGGACUGAACACAGAAGAUCCUUUCUUUUAACAUUUUCUCUCUCCAUAAUUUUGACUAAAAUGAACAAGGUAAUCUCCUGCAAUUAGAAGAGCAUUUCUUUUAAAGCAAUUAUUUAUUAUGCCGAUCAUCUAAUAAUUACAGAAACCCUAAACCCCUGAGAAGAUGAAGCUGAAUAACAGAAUAAUGGAGUAGUAAACAAUGGCAGCUUUUCUAGUCAAAUCAGCAUUUCAUUAGCUUCCCAGCAGAAUGCAGAUGGAAGUUUCUGAGCUCGUUGUGUGGGGGUUUGUGAAAUGAUUCAGGUGUUGCUACAGAGCCAAGGUGUGCCAGAGGUGAUGCACUGAUGCUGAGGAGGCAUCAACAGCUAUGGGACUGUAAUCCCCUCCCAUGUAAGCACUGGCAGUGUCUGCAAAGAGAGAUCUGGAGUCGCUGGAGCAGAGUUUAGCUGCUGUUCAGCAGGUCACCUGCUCACUCAGGCUCAGAUUGCAGUGUUCCCUAAGCACAAAGCAUGAACCAGUCCCGAUGGAUUGAAUGGAGGACUCUGAAUAUGAGCAGUAGUGUUAUGAACAUAUCUGAGCACCUCUCCUGCCCUCUUGGAUUUGGUCACUACAAUGCAGUUGACGUCUGUAUCCUUGAGACAGUCGUUAUUGUCUUGCUCACAUUUUUAAUCAUUGCGGGUAACUUAACUGUGAUAUUUGUUUUCCACUGUGCUCCACUCCUGCAUCAUUACACCACCAGCUAUUUUAUUCAGACCAUGGCCUAUGCUGAUCUUUUUGUUGGAGUCAGCUGCUUGGUUCCUACUCUGUCACUGCUCCACUACCCGACAGGUGUCCAUGAGUCCCUGACUUGUCAAGUUUUUGGAUAUAUCAUCUCUGUGCUCAAAAGCGUGUCUAUGGCAUGUCUGGCUUGCAUCAGUGUGGAUCGCUAUCUCGCUAUAACAAAGCCUCUCUCCUAUAACCAACUGGUCACCCCUUGUCGCUUGAGAAUCUGCAUUAGUUUGAUCUGGAUAUACUCUUGCCUGAUCUUCUUGCCUUCCUUUUUUGGUUGGGGAAAACCUGGUUACCAUGGAGAUAUUUUUGAAUGGUGUGCUACCUCCUGGCUAACUAAUGCCUAUUUCACUGGCUUUAUCGUGUGCUUACUCUACGCUCCUGCUGCCUUUGUCAUCUGCUUCACCUACUUCCACAUCUUUAAGAUCUGCCGGCAGCACACCAAAGAGAUAAACGAUCGGAGAGCUCGCUUUCCGAGCCACGAAGUGGAUGCUACUGGGGACACUGGGCACAGCCCCGACCGCCGCUAUGCCAUGGUUUUGUUUCGGAUAACCAGCGUGUUCUACGUGCUGUGGCUCCCCUAUAUCAUAUACUUCCUGCUGGAGAGCUCGAGGGUGUUGGAGAACCCCGCACUCUCCUUCCUAACGACAUGGCUUGCUAUAAGCAAUAGUUUCUGCAACUGUGUGAUUUAUAGCCUCUCCAACAGCGUUUUCAGGCUGGGACUGCGGAGACUGUCGGAGACAAUAUGUUCAUCUUGCACGUGUUUGAAAGACAGGGAUGUGCGGGACCCUAAGCCGAGGAAACGGGCUAACUCCUGCUCCAUUUAGAGACAACGGGCGCAUGUAAUCAAAUGCAGAGUUUCAAUAGUAUCUGCUGUGUCUGGAAACUGGCCAGAGAGAAAUGUUUACUUGAACAGCUUGCCGUGGUGUUAGAGGGAGUUUACAAGGGAUUGUGGAAAAGGAAAAGGCUGCUGUGAGAGGGGUCACUGGACUCUGGGGGAAUUGUGAGGAGAGCAGUUCCACAGAGACGAUGAAGAAAGUCAGGACUAAAAACCUUUCAAAGGGCAUGAAGUAACUACCAGUAACUAUCAGAGGAGGUUCCUCAUAAAAUAAAUAACUUAGUUACUACCUUAUGUUUUACCCCUUGUAGACAAGCUGUCGUACUAUCUUUAUGUCAGAAUAUACUGUAGCCUUCUGAAUCUCAAUAUAUUUAAGAGGAAGCAAUCAACAUCACAGUAAGCAGCUAUCCAUAAACUAUAUACCUGAGGACUGUAGUAGAUACUGCAGGUUAAUAAUCAGCUCUGUCUCUGCUCACAUCCUGUACAAUUUUCAGUUGUACAAUGCAUAAACCCUACCCUGGGCAUGAUGCUUUGGAAUUAACUGGCAGGUUUUGGUACCACUGUCAGAGGAGCUCUCCCUCUCCUUCUCAUUUCCCCUCUUUUCCUCCAUGCUCUGCAUCCCUAGAUUCCAUUGCGUCCAGGGGGAGUUUAGUUUGAGGGCACCUACGAGGUAAACUGAGUUUCAGACCAUUAUUCCUGCAGAAAGCACAAGCCCUUCCUGGCUGGCUGAGUGACUGCAGCUGCCUGUGUCCAAGGACUCCUUCAGUCGAUCCCGUUAAAUCAGCACACGGUAUCCAUGUGGUGUCCUUAAGGGUGUACUAAAGCUUUUCCUUAUUGGCUCCACAGACACUCCUAAUGCAGAGAUGAUAAUGGCACAUAGCAGUGUGUCAGCACUGCUUGGAGAAUUCAAACUAACCAGCCCUUCUCUUUGGGAAGUCUAAAUUGCUCACUGUUGUAGCUGUCAGUCCGUCGUGUGAACCUCACUUGCACAUACUGUACUUAUUAUUUUUUUUUAAGGGAAAACGUAAAUUGUAGUCUGUGCCUAAUGUUUUCCUAGCACAUGGAAUAGGUCAAUGCUACAGGGUUAAAAAAAACUUACACUUGCUUUAAGAGAAACACUUCUGUGCCGUUGUUGAAUAGCUGUUUGUUAGACAAGUGUUCUCAGAGGAGGUGAACAAGACAGUUUAGUGUUAAUUACAGGCCAAGAGCUUCAGUAUUUCCUUUUGUACUGAACUGACUUUCAGGUCCACUGAUGAAAUCUUUCUGAUUUUGCAAGGGCGCACAUUAGGUUUGUGUAAUAAGUUGCCAGGGGUUCAGAUGCAUGCCAGUCAAUACAAUAUUUAAAUUAUGAUUUUGAGCCAAAUGUAAUUUUCUUGGAUGGUUAUUGGCUUUUAAAAAGGGCCCAAUUAUUGAUUAUUGGUGCCUUUUAACACUGCACUAUUAUUCCUUCUUUCACCAAAAUGCAUAUGUAAAGAUUGUGCCUAUUACUUUUUGUAAUGGAAGCUGACCACCUGUGCACACUUGUGGUUUGACUCUAGAGCUCCCUUAAUUCUGUACUCUUUGUUCUGUUGAGGUGGUUCUGAACCCCUGUACGUUUUUUUUAAACCUGUAAGAAAGUUGAAACAAUGGAAUAAAGUAGUAUUAUGUCUAUCAAA
This is a messenger RNA of Pseudopipra pipra, 7478 nucleotides long. It is a transcript of the gene GPR52, whose product is annotated as G protein-coupled receptor 52. The transcript is spliced from 3 exons. Bases 4727 to 5812 code for a protein of 361 amino acids. Lineage: Eukaryota; Metazoa; Chordata; Aves; Passeriformes; Pipridae. Gene Ontology annotation, cellular component: plasma membrane. Gene Ontology annotation, molecular function: G protein-coupled photoreceptor activity. Gene Ontology annotation, biological process: phototransduction; G protein-coupled receptor signaling pathway; cellular response to light stimulus. The record is from RefSeq and is a predicted model, not a curated record.